This is a messenger RNA of Truncatella angustata, 892 nucleotides long. RefSeq lists its product as uncharacterized. The record is from RefSeq and is a predicted model, not a curated record. Lineage: Eukaryota; Fungi; Ascomycota; Sordariomycetes; Amphisphaeriales; Sporocadaceae. Bases 356 to 892 code for a protein of 178 amino acids. The transcript has 2 exons.
AGCAACUCUAUUCUGUGCCAAGACAUUUCGAAAAAUGCCCGGCGCCAAGGCCAAUUGCACGACUGUAAGUAAAUAAGCAUUGGAAAUCUCUGUGGUAACCAUCCCGAGUUAUGCGAUUUGUGGAGUUUAUCAUGCAUCAAUUGCUGCCUUGGCCUCAAGGCUGUGCUAUUGUUCAGUAGUAUGUUGACACAGCCCGACUAUUUAGCAUUUUGUUGCAGGUUCAUAUCAGCAUUGCCAUUUCUACAAAUUGAAGCUGAGUUGCCUGAGAUAGGCCUGGAAACCCUUCAACCUCCAUCUUACUGUUCAAUUCUUUUCUCCAGAUUCCUGUAUUUCAAGUCUAGCCUCAUCUUCCACCAUGGCGAAGAUCCGAUUUGUGGUGGACCACGUCCGUUAUUUCUUCGAUAGCUCUUACUUCGAUGGUCGCCACAAGACGAAGAUACAUAUCCUACAGAUAGUGCUGGUAAUACUCAUGAUCGGACUGACCGGUGGACGUAUUGCGACCAUACCAUCGGGCCGGCAGGUGUCGAGAGGUGAUACGCUUGGAAUAGUGAUGGGUAUCAAAACCCUGGUCGUCAUCACAUACCAGCUCGUGACCUCACAUGUCGGUCGGUUUCGAAAAUGGCAAAGUCUCAAGGCAUAUGCAGUUCUCAACUCCCUCGAAGUUUUAUUUUGGUUCACAGUAAUCAUCAUCAGCUUGAUGGGUAUAUCCAGUUACUGCCAGGGUGCCAAUUGUGGAUUGUCCUGGCUUGUCGUCCUAGUUGCCACAUCGUUACUUGUACUGGCAUUCUGGACAGCUGUUGUUUCAAUCAGUGACCACCGUCAUUAUAGAUCAACUGGCACGCAACGCCAGUCAUUCACGCCGAAGGAAAACCAAGUGGACCCAGCAUAUUGA